GAAUAUUGCACAAUGUGACCCGCUUCCCCCCCUCCCCGAUAACCAGUGUAUAAAUGCCUCGUUUACAGGUGGUUCCAGCAGUCAGCAUCAACAUUUGGUUGUGUUCCCCGUUUCUGCCCCUGUAGAAGUAACUAGUGUUGAUGAGGAUGAUCCUGGUGGCUCUGCUGGUGCCUCUACUGGUUCUGUCCAGCGCUGGACAUACAUCAGGUACGAUUGUCACCAGCUGCGAGGCAUGUCACGAACAAGCCGUCUGCCACACCUCCCCCAUGACAGGUGACAUCACAUGCACCUGUAAGAAGGGCUUCUCCGGAGACGGCCUCAUCUGUUUACCUGGCCACACCUCCACCGCCGACCACCACCACGCCCCUCGCCGUGUCCGCCGCUCCUACCCCACCUCCACCUCCAACACCAACCUUGCCCAUGUCCGGUUCAGCUGCGGCUUCAACGAGUGCGCCGACGGGGAGGACUGCAUCACGGUCGCCGGCAUCCAGCAGUGCUCCAACCCCUGUAAGAUCUACACGGUCCUGAACGACGCCUGGCGUUCCACCAACAACCACGUGGGCAACAAGCACUGCGACCGCAACGUCCGCUGGGACGGCUAUUACCGCAUGUUCAUCGGCAACCAGAGCGUGUCCAUGCCGGACAGGUGCGUGGAUUCCUUCCAGUGCGGCACCCAGGCUCCCUUGUGGCUGGCGUUUCCUCCCCCCCAGCAGGUGGAUGAAAUUGUCCAGAGUGCAGUCUGCGCCAGCUUCAAUGGGGACUGCUGCUGGGUGCAGUCUCAGCCCAUCCACGUCAAGGCAUGCCCUGGGAACUACUUUGUGUACAAGUUCGUCAUGCCUCCCGGGUGCUACUUCGCCUAUUGUGCAUAUGUGUCAGCUCCCACCACAACACCAAAACCAGUCACAUCUACAGAAAUGCCAGUAGAGAACAAUCGCACCACAACAACAACACAGUCACAGGUUUCCACGACUACGCCAAAAGCAAUGUGUAGUACCUGCAGAGCGGGGAGACCUGCGUGA
Oncorhynchus gorbuscha (pink salmon) is the source of this 1019-nucleotide messenger RNA. RefSeq names its product uromodulin-like. The coding region runs from base 141 to 1019 and encodes 292 amino acids. The record is from RefSeq and is a predicted model, not a curated record. The transcript has 4 exons. Lineage: Eukaryota; Metazoa; Chordata; Actinopteri; Salmoniformes; Salmonidae.